Hippocampus zosterae (dwarf seahorse) is the source of this 3556-nucleotide messenger RNA. Its product is annotated as complement factor H-like. The record is from RefSeq and is a predicted model, not a curated record. Bases 118 to 3468 code for a protein of 1116 amino acids. The transcript has 21 exons. NCBI's taxonomy places the organism in Eukaryota, Metazoa, Chordata, Actinopteri, Syngnathiformes, Syngnathidae.
UUUUUUUUUUUUUUUUUUAACUGUGUAAUCCGCAGCUGAAACGUCGUACGUAUACCGAUGUCGCGCGGGCUCCGUUUUUAGUUGCGAGCGGCGGCGGUUGUGAGAGAAGAGGACAAAAUGAAGACGAUAGCGCAAAGCUGCGUCCUCUUAUUGUGGAUGCAUACUUUGGUGACCUUGGUCGAAUGUCAAGAGUGCACACUUGAAGAUUUUCUGAACGGUCGCCUGUACGAUUCCAAUUUUGACACAACCGGUUUGGAGGCCAAGUACCUCGACGGGCAGCAAGUGCGAGUGCGCUGCAAUGUUGGCUACGGCGGAUUUUUCCGACUCAUCUGUACCGAUGGACGGUGGCAAUCUCGUGGAACCAGAUGUCAACCAAAGCCGUGCGGUCACCCGGGCGAUUCCUCCAAUGCAAAUUUUCAUUUGGAGCAAGGCGUCGAUUUCGUCUUUGGCUCCCAAGUCCAGUACACUUGCCACGAAGGUUACGUCAUGGUGAGUCGCUUCAACUUCCGCCGUUGCAUGGCGGACGGCGGCUGGAGCGGCACCGUUCCGGUGUGCGAAGCCAUUCUGUGCCCCUUCGUCAACGUGGACGACAACGUGGAAGUCAUCGGGGACAUAGAGGAAGCCAACUACGGUAACGUGGUUCGAUUUGGUUGCAAGAACAACAACGAAAUCCUCGUGGGUUCAUCUGAGAUGUCCUGUAAUGAAAACCGAGAGUGGAGCAGCCGUCCUCCCAAAUGCCAAGCGAUCAAAUGCACCGCGCCGCUGAUCCAAAACGGUUUCGUGCCCGGAAAGGUCCAAGAGUACAAAGAACACGACAUAUUGUCCUAUCAGUGUAACCCGCGCUACCAGUACGCCGAAGCCAGACCUUCGGCCUGCACGAAAGUCGGAUUGCGAGCCGAGUGGAGCCCCCGUCCCGCUUGCGAAUUGAUCCAAUGCAAAGUGUCGCUGCCGCCCAUCGAUGGAACCAGCUACAAACCCGCUCACACGUCCUUGUUUUCACCCGGCGACACGCUCAACGUCACCUGUGGAGCCCGACACUGGAUUUCAACCACGCGGCAGAUCUGGGCGCUCUCGACGUGCAAAAACGACGGGAAAUGGAGCAUUCGACCGAUAUGUCAGGAGGUGACCUGCAGUAACCGAAGGCACCCCAACGUAUGGCAAUGGGACAUCGGUUGGGGACGGAUAGUAACAUUGGGUACUUCCGUCGACUUUACCUGUCGGUCAGGCUACAAGAGAACAAACGGCUCCCGGAAGGUCACGUGCACCCGAGACGGCUGGAUACCAAAUCCGCCCUGCCGAGAAAUAACAUGUGACACCAGGGAUAUCCCGAGCGCAAACAUCGCCAACGGCGGCAAGCAAAUAUAUAAUAACUACGAAACGGCCUAUUUCACGUGCAAAGGUUCUCAAGACUGGUUUAGUCUAACUUGCUCUGAAAACGGCUGGCAGGGAAACGUCUAUUGCCCAGGACACCAAUGCAAACAACUUGACCUCAGCAACGCAGACAUUAUCCGCAACAAAAAGAACUAUUACAACGAAGGCGAACGCGUCCGAUACGCCUGCGCAAAUGAUGCCGAUCGGCAAUUCACCGUCACCUGCGAGCUGGCCGGCUGGACCGGAAUUCAGAACUGCACAGUGUGCCUCCAACCUGACGUCCUCCAUGGCUUCGCCGUCGGUCCGGUACAUGACGCGCUCUACUACACGUGCGACGAAGGCUAUAAACUUGCCACGAAAGGGUGGUGGGGCGAAGCCAAAUGCAUUGAUGGUCUUUGGUUUGGACUGGAACAAUGUGUGGAAACAAAUACGUGCGGGGAGAUACCCGUGAUCGCGAAUGCCAAAAUCAAACACCAGAGGGAUAGAAACGGAAAUGCUGACAGCGUCCAGAUUAUUUGCAAGGAUGGAUACCAGAAUCGGAUUGAUCGCUUAUUGUGUGUGGGAGGAAAAUGGCAUUCCAAUGGAUUACCCUUUAACUCCAUCUGCACUCUUGUUGCCGGGACCUGCGAUCCGCCUCCGAAAAUUGAGAACGCGGUCAUUCUGACUGCAUUUCAGAGGGAAUACUUGUCUGACGCUAAAGUAACAUUCAAGUGCCGGGAGAACUACAUGAUGGAAGGCAAAGACACAAUCACGUGUCAAAACGGACGAUGGGACAUUGUGGACAACGACAUAAAGUGUAUACCCUACUGCUCCAAGCCCAAAGAUGCGCAAGUCACGAUGACCUUCACUGACGACAAAGAGAAAUACGUCAACGAUGACGUCAUAGAGUAUCGCUGCAUCCAUGCGGGUGAAAAAAGCGGGGGCUCCGCCACCUGCGUCAAUGGCAAGUGGAGUCAACCAAUUCGAUGUGAAGUGAAGCCGUGUCCACUUCCCGAAAACACUCCAAAUGGCUAUUAUCAGUUUGUCCACGGUGACGACUUUGUUUUCGGGGCAAAGAUCAAAUACUCUUGCAAUGCGGGCUAUCAAAUGGUGAGUAAAAUUGACACCAGGACAUGCUUGCUGGAAAAAUGGACCAACCACGUCCCAAUUUGUGAACCCAUGAGAUGUGACCCACCGCCUGCACAGGGGGGGAUCACAAUCACAGGUUUACCAGAAAACGAAGAGGGCAUCCUUCCCGAUCACUUCCUCAAGUUCAGCUGCGACCUUCCCGGGAAACAACUGAGUGGCAGCUCACUGCUAAUAUGCGGUCAAGAUGGCGUUUGGGAUCAGCCAUUCCCAUCUUGUGAAGACAUUUCCUGUAAAGUCGAAGAUCUACACCUUCAUCUUACUGCAGACGGGCUGCCACCGGGGAAUCGAACCAUACGAACGGGACACAAAUUAAGAUUUCGCUGCGGUGAUGGAUACGCUUUGAAUGGAGCUGAAGAAAUUGAAUGCUUGCCCACCGGGCAGUGGAACAAAGCUUUCCCGACUUGCACUGAACCGUGCCAAGUGUCGGGGAUACAUGCUAGCGUACGCUUGAGCAGCAGUUUCCGAGGCACACAAGCAAGAGAAGGACAAAAGUUGACGUUUCAUUGCCGCCUGCGUGGUCAGAUGCUUCAAGGGAAAGCGGAAGUGAAAUGUCUUCCGAAUGGGCAGUGGAGCGAUCCCUUCCCGACGUGCGGAGCUCCUUCGGAAUGUGAGCGUCCACCUCACCUUCCCGGUGGCGACACCGAAUCCUCCACCAAAUUCAUUUACAAACAUAAUGACAGAGUUAAGUACAUUUGCCAGAAUUACUACGUCAUGGACGGGCACCCCUACAUGACCUGCAACAAUGGCCAAUGGGUGGGACAGAUGAAAUGCCUCAAGCCCUGCACCGUGGAUAGAGAGCUCAUGAGCACCCACAAAAUUGCAUUCCGAUACGUCCGCGACGAUAAGUUGUACUCUGCCCAUGAUGACGUCAUCGAGUUCAGGUGCGCCUCGGGAACGAGACAUGACGGCGUUCUGGAUAUGCGACAGAAGUGCACCGACGGAGAAAUGGAACUGCCCACCUGCCAGUAGCUGCUUUUGCGGGGGUCGUCAUCGGCCAACUGUCGUUAGUAUGCCGCUGCAUUGUCUGCUUGUUUUCAAUUAAAAAAAACGUCUGUGC